Molecule: messenger RNA, 1041 nt
Organism: Penicillium arizonense
Lineage: Eukaryota; Fungi; Ascomycota; Eurotiomycetes; Eurotiales; Aspergillaceae
Product: class I SAM-dependent methyltransferase
Exons: 4
Coding region: 1-1041 (346 amino acids)
Molecular function (GO): methyltransferase activity
Source: RefSeq, a predicted model, not a curated record
AUGGGUGCAAGACCUCCUAUACCUCGCGCAGAAUGUGACACACAGUCACUAACUGACAGUGUGACGGACUAUCCUGUCGAGAAUGGCAGACGGUAUCACAAGUACCACGAGGGAGCCUAUGUCUAUCCCAACGAUGAACAAGAACUGGAUCGUCUAGACAUGCAGCAUCACAUGUUCAAGAUGGUCAUGGAUGGAAAACUGUUCCAUGUCCCACUUGCAGAUCCCCAAAAAAUCCUCGAUAUCGGCACCGGUUCAGGGAUAUGGCCAAUCGAGAUGGGUAUGAGUUCCCGCCCCCAACUUCCAAGCUUCUUGUCUCACAUCUCAAACUUUCCUGCAGCGGCCUUGUUUCCAAAUGCCGAGAUCACGGGGACAGAUCUCUCGCCCGUGCAGCCUACAGAGGUCCCACCAAACGUGCAUUUCCUCAUCGACGACGCCACAGAAGAAGAGUGGCUCUGGGAUGCAGACCAGUUUGACUUUAUCCACAUCGGCCACAUGACAGGUUCCUUGCCGUCCUUCAAGUGUAUCUUACGGCAGGCAUUCAAACACCUCAAGCCAGGUGCCUCGUUAGAAUGUCAAGAGCUGGACCCGAAGCCACAAUGUGACGACAACACCAUGCCCCCCGAGAACCCUGAUGGUGGAUUCAGCGCGUUUGCAUUGCACGACUGGGUAGAUCUCAACGUGCGCUCAGGCCGGGACGCUGAUCCAGCACGGCAAUUCCGCAUCGCACACCGAAUCGAUCGGUGGAUGAAAGAGAUUGGGUUUGUGGAUGUUGAACAGCGGGUCUCCAAGAUACCGUUAAAUACCUGGCCCCAGAAUGAAAAGUUAAAGAUGCUCGGUGCGUGGAGUGAGAGAAAUUGGCUGGAGGCUUUAUCGGGGUGGUCAUACAAACCAUUUCUUGCUCUUGGCUGGUCGAAACCGGAGAUCGAGGUGUUCCUGGUUGAUGUGAGGAAGAGUAUCCAAGACCGGAAUGUCCAUGCCUACAUGGAUUACUAUGUUGUCACAGGGAGGAAGCCUUUUGCUGGUGAAGCCGAAGCCUCUUGA